Molecule: messenger RNA, 962 nt
Organism: Scleropages formosus (Asian bonytongue)
Lineage: Eukaryota; Metazoa; Chordata; Actinopteri; Osteoglossiformes; Osteoglossidae
Product: RING finger protein 212B-like
Exons: 12
Coding region: 1-690 (229 amino acids)
Biological process (GO): homologous chromosome pairing at meiosis; protein sumoylation; reciprocal meiotic recombination
Cellular component (GO): synaptonemal complex
Molecular function (GO): SUMO transferase activity
Source: RefSeq, a predicted model, not a curated record
AUGUUCAUGGACUGGGUGCACUGUAACCAGUGUUUCAGGAGGGAGGGAAUCCACCUGGCUGUCUCUAGCUGUGGACAUAUAGUUUGUGAAAGCUGCAUGAACUCCAGUAAUUGGUGUAUAAUGGUCUCUCUCUGCACAGAGCAAUGCGCAGUGUGUGGAGCCAGCUGCAGUUACCUCCCUAUUUCUGAAAAGAUGAAGCCACAGGAACAGGUUUACUUUCAUGACCCAGUUAAGCUCGUUCAGUCUCGCCUGGAGCACAUUUCCCAGAUAGCCGUAUUCCAAUCCAGGCAAAAGGAAAGAGUCGCUGCAUACUUCAAGGAAAAGUCUAUGGAACAGGAGAGGAGGUUGAAAGAGGUCAUGGAGCAAAGCCACAGGGAAUUGUCAGAGCUCAAAAGGGAGAAUGCAGAGUUGAAGAAGCCGCUUUCUCAGAGGAGGGUGUCUGCAGGGAAUUUGCAAACAAACAGCUUCAACAGAAUGUCACGUCCAGUGGCCAUUACUCCUCCGGUCACUCCAAGACACCAUUAUAAUGUCAGCUACUCUGCUUCUGGAGGGUCCCUACAGAGGUCUCAGGGUCCUCACCAGGGGCCGAUGACUACUCCAGGCUCAGCCAGUUCUGUAUCUACCCCGAGUUCUCUGAGGGAUCCUGGAUUCUGGACUCCUGCCCGUUCCGUUGGCACAGCUCACAGGUGAACACAUUUCAUUGUACUUACUAACAUAAAACUGAUAAGAACUGGUAUGAGUUGUCCCACUCUUCUUUUAGACCACAUUCUUGGACACCCAGUUUGCUACAGUUCCAGUUAGGACCUGGGUCAACACUCCAGUCUUCUGUUUUGCAGAGCAGCAGCCAGCAGUUUGCACCAAGGUUCCAGAACUAAAUACGGGUGAAGAGCAAUAAGAGAAGACUGUCCUCCUGCAAGUACACACUGCUGGCCACAGUGAUACAGUUGCUCGCUCCUGAGCGA